AUGUUUCCUGAAGGAAUUAUGAAAUCCAGAGGCAUGGCAUCCCUAAAUCCCUUCGUAGAUCCUGACGGUAUUAUUCGUGUUGGUGGAAGAUUGAAGAAUGCUAACCUGCAUUAUGAUCAACAGCAUCCAAUAAUUCUUGCUCCAAAUCACCAUUUUACAAAAUUGAUUCUGCAUGAAGCUCAUGAAAAAACGCUCCACGGAGGCAUUCAAUUGAUGAUGGGUUAUCUUCGGAAAAAAUAUUGGAUUUUUCAAACUAAACGAAUUGUUAAACAAUACAUUCAUAAAUGCACUAUUUGUUAUCGGUUCAGAACUAAGCCAGCCUAUCAACUCAUGGGAGAAUUACCAUCGCCUAGAUUCAAUGUAUCCAGACCAUUUUCACAUACCGGGGUUGACUAUGCCGGGCCUAUUAGUAUCCGGGCUUGGAAAGGCCGUGGAGCAAAAACUUAUAAAGGCUAUCUAGCCAUUUUCGUUUGUCUGGCGACUAAAGCCAUUCAUCUGGAAGCAGUGAGUGACCUCACUACUCAAGCUUUUCUAGCCGCUUUUCGGCGUUUUACUUCACGUCGAGGUGUCUGUGGACAGAUCUAUAGUGAUUGCAACACAAACUUUAAAGGAGCUGAGUCAGAGUUGUAUCGUCUUUUAAAAGAUGCCACUCAUGACUGGAAAAAUGUUGCUGAAGCUUUAUCGUCACAAGGAACCAAGUGGAAUUUCAUUCCUCCUGCUUCUCCCCACUUUGGAGGGUUAUGGGAAGCCGGUGUGAAGAGUGUCAAACACCACUUCAAAAGAGUUGUUGGAAAUGGGACACUCACUUUCGAGGAGCUCACCACGCUUCUGACUCAAAUCGAAGCGUGUUUAAAUUCGAGGCCUCUUUGUCCUUUAACCGAAAAUCCUGAUGACUUUCAUGCUUUGACUCCAGCACAUUUUUUAAUUGGAGCUGAAAUGUACACGGUGCCAGAACCUGACCUUACGAUCGGUAAGACGAGUUAUAGUGACCGGUGGAAAGCAAUCCAAUUCAGUCUACAAACUUUUUGGCAUCACUGGCAAUCAGAAUAUUUGGCCAGAUUACAACAACGACCUAAAUGGCUCAAAUCGCAACCUCAACUUAAAAUCGGAGACCUGGUUUUGAUAAAAGAUAAGAGAUUUCCCCCUACGAAAUGGAAUCUAGGUAGAAUUCUAGAAACCUUCCCAGGUAAAGAUGACAUCACCAGAGUUAUCAACCUGAAAACACAACAAGGCGAAUUUAAAAGACCGGUAACAAAGCUAUGUCCACUACAAAUUAAUGAGAAUCAACAUAAUUUAUCAAAUCAAAUCUAA
Messenger RNA from Episyrphus balteatus (marmalade hoverfly), 1311 nucleotides. RefSeq lists its product as uncharacterized. Gene Ontology annotation, molecular function: nucleic acid binding. The coding region runs from base 1 to 1311 and encodes 436 amino acids. Gene Ontology annotation, biological process: DNA integration. The transcript has a single exon. The record is from RefSeq and is a predicted model, not a curated record. NCBI's taxonomy places the organism in Eukaryota, Metazoa, Arthropoda, Insecta, Diptera, Syrphidae.